Messenger RNA from Daphnia pulicaria, 1746 nucleotides. RefSeq names its product carbonic anhydrase 2-like. The transcript has 8 exons. Gene Ontology annotation, molecular function: carbonate dehydratase activity; zinc ion binding. The coding region runs from base 242 to 1324 and encodes 360 amino acids. The record is from RefSeq and is a predicted model, not a curated record. Gene Ontology annotation, cellular component: plasma membrane. Lineage: Eukaryota; Metazoa; Arthropoda; Branchiopoda; Diplostraca; Daphniidae.
UAAAAACAAAUUUGUUGACUGCUGGUCUAGUUGAUUCGGCCGUUAGACAUUGUUGAGGAUACUUGUUGCUUUGCCUCCUCGUCAAUAGUGGCACAUUUCCCAGCUCGGAGGAGACCAAUCAUCUUGUGCACAUUCCGAUUAUUGUUCAACAGCAGAAUUCGAAACGAUAACGCCGGAAACCCAUUCACCAUUUUACGGAUAAUCUGAAUUUCAAUUUUUUGGGGAAAUUGUUUUGUUCAAGAUGGCACAGUCGAGCGUGAUUCGCGGUCUCACUUUAAUUGCCGUCGUUCUGCAACUCUUGGCGCUCACGACAUCAACGCCAUCACAGACGGGGUACAACAGCCCUAAGAGUAAUAAACGGCCACUUAAGAGUUACAGCUAUUACGAGAGUUGGAACUACAUUAAGACGGAUAAAGAACCUAACAAGCCGAAAUGGACACACAAAGAUCAAAUGAAUUGGCCACGUCUAUUCCCGACUUGCGCCACGAGGAGGCAAUCGCCUAUCGACAUCCAGCCAAAAGAGACUGUCCUCGCUGCAUUCCCGAACUUUGUGUUCCACAACUACGGCCACAUCAACAACAUGACUAUGGUUAACAACGGACAUACCGUGACAAUCAAUUUGCCGGAGGACUAUCCCAAGCACAAAAUACCCCACAUUACCGGUGGCGGACUCAACGGCACGUACAAUUUCGCCCAGAUGCAUAUGCACUGGGGAGUCGAUUCUACACUAGGUAGCGAACAUCGCAUCAAAUCCAGAAGCCAUCCACUUGAACUUCAUAUUAUUCAUUGGAAUUCCAAAUACGGAUCCUUCGCUCAAGCCAGUAUGCAAGGAUUGCCCGCAGAAGACGGACUGGCCGUCUUUGCAGUUUUAGUCGAGGUGGGAUUGGGCGACAACAAAUCUUUUAUGCCCAUCACCGACCAAGUCGGCGAAGUCACAAAAAACGGCGACGAAACGAUUUUGAGGAAACCGAUUUCGAUUCAGGACGUCAUGCCCAAACAGAAAUCGUCUUUCUUUCGCUAUUUCGGUUCGUUGACUACUCCCCUUUGCCAUGAAAUCGUCACCUGGACCGUUUUCGACAACUUUAUUGAAAUUUCCGAAAAACAGUUGGCCAAGUUCAGGAAUCUAAAAGACGAAGUCGGCGAUCGUAUGGUGAACAAUUUCCGGACGCCGCAGCCGGUGAACGACCGCACUGUCUUUUACAGAUCGUUCACCGGAUGCGAAAUAUCAAAAAGUUUGUCGGACGCUAAUUCAGUGGCGGAUGUUUUCAAGUGGACGAAAUGUUUAAUGAGUUACGCCUUCAAUUCCAUCUUUCCCUCCUCCUAAUGUGAGCAUAAGCCCUUGUGCAGUAUUCUCAAUUAUUAUUAUCACGGUGACAAAUAUUUUAUUUGAAAAGACUAAAUUAACUAUAUGUAUACAGUAAUGUCAUGAAAAUUUAUCUCAUGAUGAAAACGAUUUUUUUUUCACGAUUUAAAAGGGAAUCUAUUCUUUAAAUAAGUUUGAAAUUUUUCCAACUAGACCUCCUUGACACUGUUCACGUCGAGCCAUAAUUCAUUCCUCGUGCGUUACGCGGUGAUAGCUAGCGUAAGUUUUUAUAGACAGUGGUGAAAGAACCGUGUCAAAAUGUAUCCGAAUCAAUUUCGAACAUUCCCAACAUUUUCCCGCCUUUUGUUCUUACUUCUGCAAUGUCAUGUGUCAUGUACGAAAUAAUAUAAAAUAAUAUAUAUACAUUUUUUGGUUUUUCGUUA